Theileria annulata is the source of this 945-nucleotide messenger RNA. RefSeq lists its product as uncharacterized. The transcript has 7 exons. Gene Ontology annotation, cellular component: cytosol. The record is from RefSeq and is a predicted model, not a curated record. Lineage: Eukaryota; Apicomplexa; Aconoidasida; Piroplasmida; Theileriidae. The coding region runs from base 1 to 945 and encodes 314 amino acids.
AUGUUAAAUGAAAAUUCAGAAUUAAAAAUUUUGAUUUUUGUUCCCUGCGAUAAUGACCUCUUCAAGGACAGACAUGGAAAACUUGUCAAACAAUGGCUAGUAUACGUUUCGGAAUAUUAUAACAAGAAAGUUACAUUCAACUUCACAGAAUUUAAUAUCAUCUCACAAAAAAUACCACCACUCAACCAAGUUCUACAAUAUAACGGACUGUUGAUAACCGGUGGAUUUGCUUCGAUAGGACGUAAAGAUGCCUGGCUUGAUGAGCUUAGGCAUUUGAUUCGUCAACUCUUUUUACAUAAAUUCCCAAUGUUCGGGAUUUGCUUUGGAUUUCAAAUUAUUUCACAAGCAUUGGGUUCUUCAUAUUUAAUAGCGCCAUAUGGAUUUAAUUUUUUUGUUUUGGAUUAUAAACUCGAGUCAAAAGCCUCGGCGUUCUUCAAACCAUUUCUUAACUAUUAUCACAAAUGUGAGCAUAAGUUAAAUGGAAAUAAAAAUGGCGUGACCGAUUUAAAAAAAGCGAAUUUUAAUAGCAUUAUUGGAUUAUUUUCUCAUAAUGAUGUCAUAACAUCCUUGCCCGACCCUUCAAAUAUUGACUUUGGUGCUUAUGAGGGUCAGAAUCAAGCCGAGAUUGAUGAGGCUUUGUCCGACAUGGUUGUGACCAAGAUUUCAUCAUCUGACAAGUUUCCCGUUUUAGGCAUUCUCGCCGGCAAUAGUCAACGCACUUUUAUUAUAUCUUUACAACACCAUCCCGAAUUUCAUACACAACAAGGACUGAAAUAUUUUAAUGAUGUAUUGAAUCUGAAGUUGAGCCAAGGUUUGAUGAGUCCAGACCAGUUCGAAAAGAACAUUGAAAUGAUACAACUGUUUAACGAGUCAAACUCGGGGAAAAUCUAUGGGUUAAUGGUGCUCUCCUUAUUCUCCAAUGGAUUCAUUAAACCCGAACAAUAA